Pelobates cultripes (western spadefoot toad) is the source of this 292-nucleotide messenger RNA. NCBI's taxonomy places the organism in Eukaryota, Metazoa, Chordata, Amphibia, Anura, Pelobatidae. The record is from the annotation of a GenBank genome assembly.
AUGGUGCAGCUGCCCGCAACACAGCAAACCGGAUUGAACUAUCCCGACCCCAAUAUCCGUUUUAUGCAAUGGUUGGAUGAGGUUUUCACUAGAAGCAUGGCAACAGGCUAUGCCGCACCAAAAGCAGGAGGAGGAUCUACUGGGCACUCACUUCCAAAAAGCACGGAUGGCACCAGCUACUGGCUCCCCUGGACCGAAGUCCAAAUGGGGCACAGCUCCACAACACUGGCCACAUGGACAGAAGACAUAUGGCAGCAACAAGCCACCCGGACCUUCCAUCUAACCCUUGCGG